AUAGUUGUACAUAGUCCAUAGUUAAGUUAACAUGGUCUAUUUUUAUUUAUUUGUAUUUAUUUAAAAAAAACCAAGAAGACUAGGUCUCUAGUCUUCAUGAAAAAAAUCUACCGACGAAACUUUUUUCAUCUACGGCUCAAAAUUAUCGUCUUUUUUCAUUUUAUAAUACAUAUAUUAGUUUUUUGAAAUAAUCUCUGUAUUUUUUCAUAUAGUUUCUAACCUGUUUUAACCUGCAGGUUUGUGUGAAGUGCAGUGAAGUGUACUCGGCUGGCCAUAAGAGCCAUAACCUCCUUGAAAAAUGUCAACUUUAUUAAUUAAUUAAAAAAAAACCACCGACAAAAAAAUUAUAAAAAAAUUAGGGAUUGUGUAUUAUUACAUAAAUAAUAUACCUACUGUCAAAAUUUCAAAAACUUCUCUGUAUUUUCGUUCCGCGUUGGACAUGCCUUAACUUGUCAUUGAAUUAAAAAAGUAUAAAAAAAAAAAUAAAAUUUAAAAACAAAUAAAUUGGAGCAAAAAAAAAUAAUAACAAAAACAAUGUCAAAUCGUAAUUCAGGAAAAGGUCCAAUACCAGAACGUUGGUUAAAUUGUCCAAGAAGAGCAGAAUAUCUUAUUCAUGAUAAAUUUUUAGCCUUCAAAACACCAUUAUCACAAGAUUUUGAUGAUGAAGUAUCUGAAGCAUGUCGUUUUAGUGUUGAUUUUUUAUUUAACAGUGCAAAAGAAAAUAAAUGGAAACUUGGUUUAUGGAUUGACUUGACAAAUACAUCACGUUUUUAUGACAAAAAAGAUGUUGAAUCAUAUGGCUGUAAGUACCUGAAAUUACCAUGUCGUGGACAUGGUGAAACACCAGAUGUACAAACAACACGUGCAUUUAUAGAAGAAUGUAAACAAUUUAUAUCACAACAUCCAUUAGAAAUAAUUGGUGUACAUUGUACACAUGGUUUUAAUAGAACUGGUUUUUUAAUAAUAAGUUAUUUGGUUGAAAAUGGAGAUAAUAGUCUUGAUGCUGCAAUGGCAAAAUUUUCAGUAGCAAGACCACUAGGUAUUUAUAAAAACGAUUAUAUUGAAGAAUUAUAUAAACGUUAUGAAGAAGGUAAAACACCACCACCUCCACCACCAAGACCAGAUUGGUGUUUUGAAUAUGAUAAUAAUGACGAUGAUGAUGAUAAUGGAUUUAAUUCUGGUGGUAAUAAUUCCCCACCAGCAAAACGUCGUAAAACUGAAUUUAAACAUAAAAAUCCAGUAUUUAUGAGGGGUGUUACUGGUGUAUCAUCAGUAACAGAUAGAUUAAAUUUAUCACAUGUACAAAAAAGAGUACAAGAUAUAUGUAAAUGGACAAAAUCUGGAUUUCCAGGCUCACAACCAGUAUCAAUGGGACGUGAUAAUAUAAAAUUACUACAGGAUAUACCUUACAGAGUAUCAUGGAAAGCUGAUGGAACAAGAUAUAUGCUGUUGAUACAAGCAAAUGGUGAAUCAUUUUUUAUUGAUCGUGACAAUAGUGUUUUUAAAAUAGAUGUUAUUAAAUUUCCACAUUACAAAGAAACACAUAGGUUACUUUAUGAUACACUUCUUGAUGGGGAAAUGGUAAUUGAUCAUGUUGGUGGUAAAGAAUAUCCUCGUUAUCUUGCUUAUGAUAUAAUUAUGUAUGACAAUAUAGAUGUUUCAAAAUUAGGCUUUUAUCCUGAUCGUUAUAAUAUAAUAAAAUAUAAAGUUAUGGCUGGUCGUCAUAGAGCAAUAAGUGAACGUAAAUUAAUAAGAGAAAAAGAACCAUUUUCAAUACGUUUAAAAGAAUUUUGGCCAGUUAUGCAAGCUGAUCGUUUAUUAAGUGAUAAAUUUUCACAACAAUUAGGACAUGAACCAGAUGGUCUUAUAUUUCAACCAUCAAAAGAACCAUAUUGUCCAGGACCAUCAAGUGAAGUAUUAAAAUGGAAACCACCAUCAUUAAAUUCAGUUGAUUUUAAACUUAAAAUUGUUAGGGAAAGUGGUCUCGGUAUUGUUCCUAAAAAAGUUGGACAAUUAUUUGUUGGUUCGCUAUCAACACCAUUUACACAAAUUAAAAUUAAUAAAACAGUUAAAGAACUUGAUAAUAAAAUUAUUGAAUGUAAAUAUGAAAAUGGACAAUGGGUAUUUAUGCGUGAAAGAACUGAUAAAUCAUUUCCAAAUUCAUAUGAUACAGCAAUGUCUGUUUGGGAAACUAUUAGAGAUCCAAUUACAACUGAAUAUUUACUUGAUUUUAUACGUCAACAAGGAUUUGUAGAUGAUUCUGAUCUUAUGCCACUACCAGCUAAAUUACAAUCAAAUAGUUCAUCAUCAAAAUAUGUUCAUCAUAAUCAAAGACGAUAGUAUUUAGUUAUUUAAUUAUCUACUUUAUUUAAAUUUGUUUUAUUUUGUAAUAUAAAUUCUUUUUAGCCUUUUUAGUCAUUUGUUGUUUGUUCAAGUGAAUGCUUCUGUUGUAAUAUAAAAAUAUCAAAAAUUAAUUGAGAUUUUUGUGAAAAAUACUUUGUACAAAUUUCUUUAAAUAAAAAAAAAAAUAUCUACACCAA
This is a messenger RNA of Aphidius gifuensis, 2540 nucleotides long. RefSeq names its product mRNA-capping enzyme-like. The record is from RefSeq and is a predicted model, not a curated record. Gene Ontology annotation, biological process: 7-methylguanosine mRNA capping; protein dephosphorylation. The transcript has 3 exons. Gene Ontology annotation, molecular function: ATP binding; mRNA 5'-triphosphate monophosphatase activity; mRNA guanylyltransferase activity. Bases 535 to 2340 code for a protein of 601 amino acids. Lineage: Eukaryota; Metazoa; Arthropoda; Insecta; Hymenoptera; Braconidae.